GCUGCAUUUACGAAUCGCAAAUAUGUAUUCGUCCAAUUUUGUCGACGUCUGUCGCUGGGGUCGGAACAUUAUAGCGAAGAUCUGGUGGGCGACGGGGUCAAAAAACCAUUAAGCGCGGGGAUCUCUACCUCAAACGAAAUACACACCAGUCUCAGGACAAAUCCGCAUGACAUGCUGUAUGAUGCAAGUCUUAGUAUGACGGACCAAGUCAAGACUUCAAUUCUCCUGUCUCUCCAGAAUUUUCGAAUUUCCAAAGAUCGUUCAAAUGCUGUCAAUGGCACGUAUAUUGACAUUCUAGCGCUCUACAUACCACUAUCUACCAUUCAACAGACUAUAGGGCCUGGGUCACCGCUGAAGCUUUGUGCCCGACGUUCUUCGCCUGAAAUCAAGAUCAAGCCGGCUGUAGUCCAAAACCGCUUCUAUCCGAAUGAAGACUACGACGUGGAAUUUGUUCGGGAAAAUGAUAUCAUAUGCCAGUCUUUCUGGAACGCUGACGGCAAAUCCAGAGCUUGUCAAAAGUGAACCUGUACAGCGGCUUUCUGAGAUGGCUGAAAUUAGUUUCGUGGCCGCUUUGUACGCUCUUAUGGCUAGUUUAGGAAGAUCUCGGUGGUUGAUGGGACCAAGAGUGAAGUUCACAUGAAAGAAAAUUUGGAAUUGAUUUCGAAAAUUGAGCAAUUUAGUGGGGAGCAUCAGCAAGAAUGGCAG
Molecule: messenger RNA, 705 nt
Organism: Talaromyces proteolyticus
Lineage: Eukaryota; Fungi; Ascomycota; Eurotiomycetes; Eurotiales; Trichocomaceae
Exons: 2
Source: RefSeq, a predicted model, not a curated record